AUGGCUCGGGGACCGGGAAAGAGACCGGGAAAUGGAUUGGGAGCGGGAAAGGGCCCGAAAUGGAGAAAGGGAUCGGGACCGGGAAAGGGAUCGAGACCUGGACCGGGAAAGGGAUCGAGACCGGGACCGGGAAAGGGAUCGAGACCUGGACCGGGAAAGGGGUCGAGACCCGGAAAGGGACCGGGAAAUGGAUCGGGACCGGGAAAGGGAGCGACACCGGGAGCGGGCCCGGCCGCCGCGCCGCCCCGCGGCAGGAAGGAGAAGAACGUGGCCAACAUGAAGCCCAAGUGUCCGGACGAGCAGGAGAUCCCGUUCCGGCUGCGGGAGAUCAUGCGGAGCCGCGAGGCCAUGAGGCGCCCGGGCGCGCCGAAGCGGCGGCCGCCAGGGAAGCAGCAGCCGCCCCAGGAGCGCUCCCCGGAGGGACAUCACGGUGCCGCGGGGGACAUCGCGGUGCGCAGGAUCCGCAGGGGCGACGGCGAGUCGGAGCGCUCCUACAUGAGCCGCGUGGAGCAGGAGGUGCAGCGCGUCCGCUUCCUCACCAAGCACCAGCCGCAGCCGCAGCCUGAGAAGCAGGAGGCGGCCCGGGAGAAAUCCAGCAGGAAGAGAGAGUUUCAGAAAAAGAAGCUGGAUAAAGUACGGAAGAAGAAGGAGGAGAAGAAGGAAGCGUUGCUGGAGAAGAGCUUGUUCCAAGACAAGGUGCCGUUCGGCGACGUGGUCACGCAGCCGCCCAGCCUCACGUCGCGGCCCAGGAGCGGGGUCCCCGCGGCGCAGGCCGGCCGGCGGCGGCUCCUGCUGACGUCCCGCCUGGGCUGUGGCGCGGCGUCCCCAGCGGCGUCCCCAGCGGCGCCCGUGUCCCUCGCUCGCCAGCGCAUCGUGCAGGAGGAGAGAGCGCGCGUGGUGCAGGCUUACAGGGACCUGCAGAGGCGCAGGCAGCAGCAGCGGGAGGCACGCGGGGACCUCCGCGGCGCCAUGAAACUGCUGGGAGUAAAAGAGUUGCUAAGGGCUGCUGGCCGUGAGCGUGCCUGUGUGCGCGGCUGCGCCGUGUGCGUGCGGCUGUGCCGUGUCCACACAGACCCAGCGUGUCCGUGUGGCUUUGCUGUGUCCAUGUGA
Molecule: messenger RNA, 1110 nt
Organism: Nothoprocta perdicaria
Lineage: Eukaryota; Metazoa; Chordata; Aves; Tinamiformes; Tinamidae
Gene: CCDC137
Product: coiled-coil domain containing 137
Exons: 7
Coding region: 1-1110 (369 amino acids)
Source: RefSeq, a predicted model, not a curated record